Dendrobium catenatum is the source of this 804-nucleotide messenger RNA. RefSeq names its product probable methyltransferase PMT20. Gene Ontology annotation, cellular component: endosome; cytoplasm; trans-Golgi network. The record is from RefSeq and is a predicted model, not a curated record. Bases 115 to 804 code for a protein of 229 amino acids. Lineage: Eukaryota; Viridiplantae; Streptophyta; Magnoliopsida; Asparagales; Orchidaceae. Gene Ontology annotation, molecular function: methyltransferase activity. The transcript is spliced from 4 exons.
AAAGAAAGUUGUCCUAAGUUUGGGAAUCUAGUUUAUGUAGUUGUAGUGCAUAUUAGGAAUGAGAGGGUUGUUAGCGAAAUUGGCACAUUUUUACUAGCCAUUGCGGCGUAUAAGAUGAAAAGUAAAGAUGGAAAGCCUGGAAGUAACCCUGAUAAAAUUUCCAGGGCAGGUCCUAUGUGUUUAAUGUUUGUAGUGUUAUGUGGAUUUUCAUUCUAUCUUGGAGGCAUCUUUUCUUCUGAGAAAAAUGGCUUCCUCUAUAGUGAUUCAAUACCAGCAACAGUGAAUCAUAAAGAUAAUGCACUUGUUCACGUUCAAAUUGAGCCUAUUACUUUCCCAGAUUGUGGAAUUGACUAUCAGGAUUACACGCCAUGCACGGACCCAAAGAGAUGGCGGAGGUAUGGUAAUUAUAGACUCAACUUCAUGGAACGCCAUUGCCCACCAAUAAGCGAAAGGAAAGAGUGCCUAGUGCCCCCACCCGCGGGAUAUAAAGUUCCAAUCAGAUGGCCACAGAGCAAAAAUGAAUGUUGGUAUAGAAACGUGCCAUAUGAUUGGAUAAACAAUCAAAAAUCAAAUCAACACUGGCUAAGAAAAGAUGGUGAGAAGUUUCUCUUCCCUGGUGGAGGUACUAUGUUUCCUAAUGGGGUUAGCAAGUAUGUUGACUUAAUGGAAAAUUUGAUUCCUGAAAUGAAGGAUGGGACAAUCCGAACUGCCAUUGAUACCGGUUGUGGGGUGAGUCUUUUGCCAAAUUUUAUUUUCUUUAAUAUCUUUAUUUUUUAUGCUGAGACUGCUCCCAAAGCUUGUUGA